Metopolophium dirhodum (rose-grain aphid) is the source of this 3193-nucleotide messenger RNA. RefSeq lists its product as uncharacterized. The coding region runs from base 1535 to 2416 and encodes 293 amino acids. The transcript is spliced from 6 exons. The record is from RefSeq and is a predicted model, not a curated record. NCBI's taxonomy places the organism in Eukaryota, Metazoa, Arthropoda, Insecta, Hemiptera, Aphididae.
UUGAUUUUCAUUUCUAAAUUGUAAAACUGUUUGAUUAGAAUAUAUUUAUAUAUUUAAUGAUUUGCAUCUUUUCAUAGGAUUUGUAUAAUAUUCAUAAGAAUUAAUUAUGUGACUUGGCGCGACAUGAGAGUAAGUAACAGCCGCUACCAUUAAUUCCUGGAUGGAUGAUCACCCGGGUUCAUAGUGGCAAUAACCUUGCCAAGCAUAGGUACCUACACACGUACCAACCAACCGUUCCAACCCCUACAAGAGCUAUAAUGGCCAUAGUUGCAGGGGUUAAGACUUAUAAAAAAAAAAUUACCUAUUAUAAUAAUAUAUACACGAGUAUUAUUAAUAUCAAUAAAAAACUUUGGAUUUUGUGUAAAAAUCAUAAUAUAUUUAUUGUUUAUAGUAUAUUUUACUAAUAUUAUAUGUUAUAAUGCAACUAUUAAUUUGUAAAAAUAAAAAAAUAUUUUUAUUAUUAAGAAAUCUAGAGGAAUACCGUUGUUCAUCUGGCCAAUGUAUAGAUAUAACAUCCAUUUGUGAUGGAACUUUAGAUUGCAAUGACGGAUCUGACGAAACAUCAGAAUUGUGUAAACCAAGGGUGUGUCCAACGAGUACGUUCAAGUGCAAGUAUGGUGCCUGUAUAAUAGUAAUCGAAAAAAAUGCGACGGUUUGCAGCACUGAGCUGACGGUUCCGAUGAAGCAGACUGCAAUGGAAACCCCAAACCUUUGCCAUUAUUUAACUGAACCUCGCAAAUCAUGCAGAGGCCGACCACAACAUCUGCACCGCAGUAUCAAACUAGUAGACCAACAACGCAGACCAAUAAUGUGAGGUUAAACUGUAUAAGAAUAAAUGGCUGAUACACCUAUUUGGUGUGUUAUUGAGUAUGAUGGUGGUGGUGUACAAAUUGAACCUAAAAGUUGAACGGACACUGGGUCAUCAGGAACCAGCUAUUGGCCCAAACGAGGAGUUUUUAUUUCAGACCUACAAUACCUUAAUGCAGUAAAACAUAAUACAAGUCCUGAAAUAACUUGGCCAGACUGUAAGACAUCUACACUGGGAUUCUAUGAUGACUUCGAAGAUGCCAAACGUAAACUAAAAAAAUCUGAAGUCAAUGCAGACCUUAACACAGAUGUGGAAAAAGAAAAAAAAAGCCGAAAAAAGUGGAAGAAAAAAAAAACAUUUGUUAGUUCUAGUGACAAUCCUGAACCUUAAGUAACGCCCGCUAUUAAAAUAAAACUAUUUCCUAAACCACAACAACCAAGUACAUUGCCACAAAGUUUAUAUUUAAAUGAAUCUGCAUUGCAUUUUCCUGAAAAAUUACGCUCUCACAGAAUCCCUUUCUAAAUUUUCCGUAUCAACUACAUCAUUUACCACAUAGUAAAUAUUAUAAAUAAUAUAAUUAUUCGAUUUGAUUUAAAAGUACACAACAAUAGCAAAUAGAUUAAAUACAGUAAUUUUAUAAUAUACAUUGCCUUUGCGAUUCUUUGACCGGUCCACUCCCAUCCAGCCACUAUUACACAAAUAACAAUUUAUAAUAAUAUCGACAUCAUGAAUUCACACGCAUCUUUGAGUUGCUUGCUGGCCGUCAUAGCCAACUUCAUCCCUGAGGCGGCCGUGAGCGGCGCCCGCAUUGUGUCACGUCUGGUCAUAAUGGCUGACCGCAAUUCGAACUUGUUGAUCGUCCUCAAAAAAGCCGUCAGCGCCGGAUCCAAAAUCACCGAUCCAAUUACAUCUGUGAUAAAAAUUCCACCGAUUAAGAUUACCGCUGGCGACAGCGUUAUGGAAAUCCAGUGCUGUGAACCCAAUGUUAUCUUCACCAACGAAGAGAGACACAUGUUUUGCCAGUCAAUGGACGACCACAUGUUACGCACGGUGUACCGGUGUCACGAUGUCACGCUAUACGACGACGGCAACCCCGAAAACGUGACAGUGGUGUACUGGACGUUGGUCAAGACGGCGUGGUACCAGCUCACGUUCCUGGCCCUGACCAUAUUGCCGUUCUGUUUAAUGGUGAUAUCCGCACUAGUAUACCACCUCUCAGAAAGCUUCGAGCACAGCCAAUGCGUCGAAAACCUUACGAAGAGCAUUGCAUUGCCUUUUUCGCCGAGACAAUCACACUACCGACUGUCACAGACUUUAAAUCAACCGGUUAAACUGUAUAAGAAUAAAUGGCAGAUACACCUAUUUGAUGAGUUAUUAAGUUUGAUGAUGGUGGUGUACUGCAAAUUGUACCUAAAAGUUGGACAGAGACUGGAUCGCCAGGAACCAGCUAUACUGGGAUUCUAUGGCAAUGCAAUGCGACGAGAAGACGCUCAUCGUAAGGUUUUCAACGUACGGCUGUGCUCACAGUUUUCCGAGAAGUGGUAUACUAUUGCGGUUAUCAACAUUAUACAGAACGAUAAUAUGGUCAAGACCAGGAACGUUAUCUGAUACCACGCCGUCUUGGUCAACGUUCCGUACACCACUGGCACGUUUUCGGGGUUGCCGUCGUCGUAUAGCCUGACAUCGUGACACCGACACACCGUGCGUAACAAGUGGUCGCUCAUUGUCUGGCGAAAAAUGUGCUUCCCUUCAUUGGCGAAAAUAUUAUUGGGUUCUCAGCACGGGAUUUCCAUAUCGCUGUCGGCAGCGGUAAUCUUGACCGGUGGAAUUUUAAUCACAAAUGUAGUGGAAUCGGUAAUUUUGGACCCGGCGCCGACGACUUUUUUGAGGGCGAUCAACAAGAACGAAUUGCGGCCAGCCAUUACGGCCGGACGUGACACAAUGUAUGCGCCGCUCACGUCCGCCUCGGUGAUGAAGAUGGCUAUGACGGCCAGCAAGCAACUCAAAGAUGCGUGUGAAUUCAUGAUGUCGAUAUUAUUAUAAAUUGUUAUUUAUGUAAUGGUGGCUGGAUGGACGUGGACCGGUCAAAGAAUCGCAAAGGCAAUGUCUAUUAUAAUAUUACCGUAUUUAAUGUGUUUGGUAAUGUUGUGUAUUUUUAAAUCAAAUCGAAUAAUUAUAUUAUUUAUAAUAUUUACUGUGCGGUCAAUAAUGCAGUUGAUACGGAAAAUUUAGAAAGAGAUUCUGAGAGAGCGUAAUUUUUCAGUAAAAUGCGCUGCGAUAACACACCUGAAUCAGUGACUGUAACGCAAAAUACUCUGACGGACCCCGCGUCGUUUAAGGACUAUUUAUAACAUAUAUCUAGAACCGGCGGUCGGCCGUUUUUAA